Messenger RNA from Penicillium chermesinum, 960 nucleotides. RefSeq names its product dihydrodipicolinate synthase family protein. The transcript has 8 exons. Gene Ontology annotation, molecular function: 4-hydroxy-tetrahydrodipicolinate synthase activity. The record is from RefSeq and is a predicted model, not a curated record. Lineage: Eukaryota; Fungi; Ascomycota; Eurotiomycetes; Eurotiales; Aspergillaceae. Bases 1 to 960 code for a protein of 319 amino acids.
AUGGCUGCCCCGAACAGACGCGCGCUUCGACCGGGAGUUUAUGCGCCCUCCCCGACCUUUUUCAACGACGAGCAAGAAAUUGAUUAUGAAUGCUAUAAGAAGCAUCUUCUCAACUUGGCCACUAGAGGGAUGGUCCCAGUGUGUGCCGGAUCUUUGGGUGAAGCUGUUCAUUUGGACUUUGAGGAGCGACAAACUCUUAUUCGAUUUAUUCGAGCUACCUUGGAUGACGCAGGGCUCCAGUUAACCCCAAUCGUUGCUGGAGUGGGGGGGUUCAAAGAUGCGGGCAUGGUCAUCCUCCCGGCAUAUUAUGCUGCGAGCCUGAAUGCCGAUUCUAGCCAAGUUAUUCAAUAUUAUGUAGACAUAUGUGAAGGGUCACCGAUUCCGAUCCUCCUUUACAAUUUCCCUGCCAAUGCGGGCGGCCAAGAUAUGUCCUCGGAAAUCAUCUGCUCGAUCAUCAAACAGGCCCCCAACCUGUGUGGUGUCAAACUCACGUGUGGAGGUAGCGUUGCGAAGUUGGUUCGUCUUUGCGCGACAAUUUCGGAGGAUCGGACAAUCAACAGCACACGCAAAUUCCCCUUUCUCUUGCUUGAUGGCUUGAUCGCGGACCUCACUCCUUGGAUGAAAUGUGGAGGCCAUGGGACUGUGAGCGGGAUCCCCAACUUUGCUCCUGUUGCCUCGAUGAGGCUCUGGCACUUGCUGAGCCUGCCUUCUCCGUCAGAGGAAGAGAGCGCUGAAGCCGCGAGGAUACAAGGCAUUUUGUCGCGGGCUGAUGUGGCGGCAGUUCCGGGUGGCAUCCGUGCUAUGAAGUAUGCGUUGAACAGAUUGCACGGCUAUAGUAUUGCUCCUCGAAAGCCGUUGCUUCCAUUGAAAGAGUCUGAUGGCGAGUUAUUCAUGUCUGCCUUGGGGGAAAUGAUUGAGUUUGAGCGUAGCAUGACACGAUCUAGCAACAUAGGAUUGUAG